CUCCAUGGCAACGCGGCGCCAGGCCGGGGCUGCGGGGCCACUGAGUGGGUGCAGCGGUCGCGGUCUAGGCGGCAGUAGUGGUGACAUGAAUGGGGUGGGGGCGGUGGGCGGGCAGCGGCCCUCCAGCUCCGGGCUCCCGGGUUCCCGGGGUCUGUUGCGCCCGCGCCAGCGCCCUACCGUGGUCCUCCCGGGAUGCGGGGUGCAGGGCCCGCAGCCGGGACUGGGCGAGGCGCAGAAGCGGAUCCUGGACCUGGAGAAGAGUCUUCAGUUCCUGCAGCAGCAGCACUCGGAGACACUGGUCAAGCUCCAUGAGGAGAUCGAGCACCUCAAGCGGGAAAACAAGGAUCUCCAAUACAAACUAAUAAUGAAUCAGAAGCCACCGAAGAAAGGCAGCAUAUCCAGUUCCAGCUUUCAUUCCAACAAGUCCUUUUCAAAUUCAACGAUGUCAGCCAACUCUCAAGGCAAGGUCAGGCUCCAGCCCACCUCUUGCAAGAAGCAAGACUCAAAAGCUGACGUUCUCCAGAAGGCGGACCUAGAUGAGGAGCCUGUGGUUACUACACUGCUUCAAAAGCUAGAUAAAGCCUCCGGGGCCCAGGGCCAGGUCAGAGAGGAAGAAGUCGAGAUGUUUAACCCAGCAGCCAUCUCCAUGGCGGGCAGUCAGCACAAGGGCAAGCAGGGGGCCCCCUUGAGCCUGCCCCCUCACCUUCGCAAGCCCACCACACUCCAGCAGUGCGAGGUCAUCAUACGCCAGCUGUGGAAUACCAACCUCCUGCAGGCCCAAGAGCUGCAGCAUCUCAAGUCCCGCCUGGAAGGGAACCACAAGUUCAAUUCUGAGGAAGCCAGGCAGAGUUCUCCCAGGGACCAGGAGGCCCUUCACCCAGGGACCAUGCAGUUCCCCAAAGUCUCUACCAAGGGUGUCUCUAAGAAAUGCCUGAUUUUAAGCCCCACGCCCAUGGCUGAGCGCUCCAUCCUGCCUGCACUGAAGCAGACCCUGAAGAGUAACUUUGCGGAGAGGCAGAAAAGGCUCCAGGUGGUGCAGAGCCGGCGGCUGCGCCGCUCCAUGCUCUGAGUGCCACCAUCCCCCGAGCAGGGCUGCAGCCAGGCCCCAGCCUGCAGCUGGAGACGCUGAUCCUCUCUAGAGAGCUUUGCAAAGGAAUUCUAAUGUUUAUGUCGAGCCCAAGCCCAGGCAAACAGCAGCCUUUGGAACUGAGAAGAUGCUUGUCUUCUUGCUCGGUAUUUUGCUAGUCUUCAUUUACACAGAAAAAAGAAAAACAUUAUGAACUUAGUAUUAGCCUGCAUGCAAGCGGCAGGAAAUAAAGCCCAUUUCUCCCA
Messenger RNA from Erinaceus europaeus (western European hedgehog), 1332 nucleotides. RefSeq names its product coiled-coil domain-containing protein 74B. Lineage: Eukaryota; Metazoa; Chordata; Mammalia; Eulipotyphla; Erinaceidae. Bases 5 to 1069 code for a protein of 354 amino acids. The transcript is spliced from 8 exons. The record is from RefSeq and is a predicted model, not a curated record.